AUGUUUGCAAUUAUCUGUAGAAGAGGAGUAAUUAGGGUUCCGGGAAAAGAUUCAAUUUCUGUUGCCCUAAGAUUCCUCGCGCAUUUCUCCUGGGUGAACUCGUAUUCAACUUCAGAUGGCGGCGGCGGCGAUGCUGGAGGCCAAUCUUUGACCAUCUCUUACCUCGUCGGCGCGUGUGGGCUGCCGGAGAAGGCCGCCGUCUCUGCAUCAAAGAUUCUGUGCAUCAAAUCCCGAGAAAAUCCAGACGCGGUGUUGGAGCUCCUCAAAGACUACGGAUUCACAGAUUCCCAAAUUUCGAGGAUCGUUAGUAGAUGGCCGCGCGUUCUGCAAUGCAGCCCCGACAAAACCCUGAUGCCGAAGCUCGAAUUCUUCCGCUCGAUCGGCGUUCCCGAUUGUAUCGCGGCGCAGCGCCUAUCUGUCUUCCCUAGGAUCUUACAGCGCAGUCUCCGAAACCAUCUCAUCCCCUCGUAUAAUUACUUGAAAAGAUGGGUGCGAUCCGAGGAGAGGGUGGCGCUCGUGUUUAAACGCGCUCCGUUGGCGUUUUCGAGCGGCUGGCCGAAGGCGAUUCCGUCGAACGUGGCCAUGUUGAGAGAGAGAGGGAUGCCCGAGUCGUGUAUUGUUUCGUUGGUGGGGUGGAAGCCUAAUAUGCUGCUGCUCCGCCGCGAUAAGUUGUGUGGGUUUGUGGAUCGAGCUGCUGAGAUGGGAUUCGACGCGUCCACAAUGGCGUUCGUGAGUGCACUCCAGGUGUUCUACAGUAUGCCUGAGAGGGCUCUGCAGCGUAAAAUGGAGAUUUAUAGAAGCUGUGGGUGGUCCGAAGACGCGGCCACUUCGGUCUUCCUAAGGUUUCCCGCUUGCAUGGCGUUGUCCGAGACCAAAAUAAGAGCGAAUAUGGAUUUUCUGGUUAAGGAGCUGGGAUUCAAGCCCGUCGAGGUGGCCCGAUGCCCUUCGCUUCUGAGCUACAAUCUGGAGAGGAGGAUGAUGGGGAGGUGGAUGGUGGUCAGGGCUUUGGUUGCGAGAGGGUUGUUGAAGAAGGAGCCCAUCGCCGCCACCGCCAUCUCCACCUUGUUCAAAAUGGCCGAGGACAAGUUCGUCAAGAGCUACAUUGUUGAUCAUCAACAAGAGAUUCCUCAGCUCCUCGACUUGUAUCGAGGCAACUUGAGCCUCUCUCAACUUCUAACGUCUGAUUGAAAGAGCGUCGCGUGUUUCGUUGAUUGCUUAGCUUAUUCAAUCCUCAACUUCAUCUGUCGCGAAUUUGGAUAGUUGAGCUAAUUCCUAUAUAGAUUAGACUAUGGUUUAGUUUAGGAGCAUAUAGCUCAUAUUCUACCAAACUUGAUGGCUUUCUUUGCUUCUGUGAUUUCUUUUGCGCCCAUAUUGGGAAGUAACGAUGGGUCAGUUAGUUAUGAUUCUAUUCAUAUGCCUUAUUUGACUCGCUGUAUAAUUAUUAAUUUACCCUAUUAUUAAA
This is a messenger RNA of Salvia miltiorrhiza (redroot sage), 1462 nucleotides long. RefSeq names its product transcription termination factor MTERF6, chloroplastic/mitochondrial-like. The record is from RefSeq and is a predicted model, not a curated record. Gene Ontology annotation, molecular function: double-stranded DNA binding. The transcript has a single exon. Gene Ontology annotation, biological process: chloroplast organization; regulation of DNA-templated transcription. The coding region runs from base 1 to 1188 and encodes 395 amino acids. NCBI's taxonomy places the organism in Eukaryota, Viridiplantae, Streptophyta, Magnoliopsida, Lamiales, Lamiaceae. Gene Ontology annotation, cellular component: chloroplast.